Molecule: messenger RNA, 1752 nt
Organism: Electrophorus electricus (electric eel)
Lineage: Eukaryota; Metazoa; Chordata; Actinopteri; Gymnotiformes; Gymnotidae
Gene: zfand5b
Product: zinc finger, AN1-type domain 5b
Molecular function (GO): DNA binding; zinc ion binding
Source: RefSeq, a predicted model, not a curated record
ACUCGCGCCUGGAAACAGACUACGAGCAGAGCUGGUGCCGCUUAGUUAAGCUUAGCUGCCUGAUUGGUCGGCGGACACAAAAGGAGAAUAUCUGGGAUUUCUUCAUAAAGCUUUAAACGGACACAUCUUUUCUUCGUAUUGUUGCAUUUAAAAAGAUUCAGAGAUGGCCCAGGAGACCAACCAAAGCCCAGUGCCCAUGCUCUGCACUACCGGCUGUGGCUUCUAUGGCAACCCCAGGACCAAUGGCAUGUGUUCUGUGUGUUAUAAGGAGCACCUGACAAGACAGAACAAUGGAGGUGUGAGUCCUCUUAGCACCAUGGGUUCUAGCAGUGCAACGAGUAGUCCUACCUCAGAGGCCUCUGCUAUCCAGAUUAUUGAGGCCAGUCUAAACAGUUCUGCAAGUGAAGUUGACUCAUCCAGUGGAGCUGCUGCAGCCCUUCCUGUUACACAGCAGAUGACCGAGAUGAGCAUCUCCUGUAAGGAGGAAGCCCCAUCGUCUAAAGUAGAAACUCACAAACCAGUUGUAACUCAGCCAACGGGUUCUACUUCAUCGGCUAGCACAGCCGUGGUCGAGGAGACCCAAGCUCCCGAAGUCCCCAAACCGAAGAAGAACCGGUGCUUCAUGUGUCGUAAGAAAGUCGGCCUCACAGGGUUCGACUGUCGCUGUGGAAAUCUGUUCUGUGGACUGCACCGCUACUCAGACAAGCACAACUGCCCCUACGAUUAUAAAGCUGAAGCUGCUGCCAAGAUCCGAAAAGAGAAUCCUGUAGUGGUCGCUGACAAGAUCCAGAGAAUAUAGAUCCCCCCUCUUUCUUUCACCGUUGACCCUGGAUUCUAGAUCAUCAAGGGGGGAAAGGACUCGUGAUUGACCUGCGAUCUAAAGGACUAAUUUUUUAAGUGGGGGGGGUGUUUUUCAGCCAGUGCAUGAGUGAUUUCUUUUUUUUUUCCUGUUUUCACCUUUUUUUCCCCUUGUCUUUGGAUGAGCUUCAGUUUAAAAGGGGGUGGGGAAAGAAUAGUUUAAUUGGGUUACAGACUCAGAGAUCUUACAUCUUAUCUGAUUCUGGGUAAAGUCAUUCUUGUGUUGAAAAAGCUGAGGGUCUUUUGUAGUUGUCCAGGUUUACUUUGUGAUUGUGUCUCAGUCCAUUCGUUACACUGUGGCAGAUGGACCCGUGGCAGUCUGUUGGACUUCAGAUGACUGUUAUUGCUCUCACCUGAGCACCAUCAAGGGAGCAGUGCAUGGCUGGCUCAUGUAGCAAAAGGGGGUGGGGGUGUCCCCUUUUCCUGUGGGUUAAAGAUUUUACAUUUUAAAAUGAGCUGUUGUCUCCCAGCUAUUUAGUUGGCCUUUACUGCGGUAGCUUACCUGCGCAAGCCCUCAGAAGUCCAAUUAUCAGGACCAGAAGUGUCUCCAUGCUCCUUGGGGUGGGGGUUAUAAUCUACAGAAAGGUCCAACACUCUGUCCAGAUCGAGUGGCCAGAUCAGUUUCAGGUUGUUUCAGUGUGACAUUGAUUGUUGUGGUAAACAAAUAAAUGUUAACUGCUACGUAGGUUUCUCCCAAUCAUAAUAAACCAGAAUAGGCUUGAGUCACACCAGUGUUUAGGCACCUGUCCCAUAGAUUUAUAUGGCAUCUUUUCUGAAAGCAGGCUCAGAUUGAGUUGUGCUGUUUUGGUGAGAAGGGUUCUAAGUAUAUUGCAUGGUUAGUGAAAUAACUACUGUGUACAUUAGCUGAGUCCUUUUUUUUUUUUUUUAAGUUGG